Equus quagga is the source of this 3439-nucleotide messenger RNA. It is a transcript of the gene RAB39B, whose product is annotated as RAB39B, member RAS oncogene family. Lineage: Eukaryota; Metazoa; Chordata; Mammalia; Perissodactyla; Equidae. Gene Ontology annotation, biological process: Rab protein signal transduction. The record is from RefSeq and is a predicted model, not a curated record. The coding region runs from base 196 to 837 and encodes 213 amino acids. The transcript has 2 exons. Gene Ontology annotation, cellular component: Golgi membrane. Gene Ontology annotation, molecular function: GTPase activity; GTP binding.
UCAUCACCUCUGCGAGCGCAGCAUCCAUCCCUGCGCUCUCGCUGCGCCUGGGCCUACCUCGCCUCGGGCUCCCCGGCCAGCGAUGCGCUCGUGGCCCAUCUAAAUCCGGACCGAGCCGCGCUCUCCAAGGCCUCGGCGGAGCGCCCCCUCUUGCCGCCCACGGCCCAGGCCAAGGAGACCUGCCGAGCCCCGGCCAUGGAGGCCAUCUGGCUGUACCAGUUCCGGCUCAUUGUCAUCGGGGAUUCCACAGUGGGCAAGUCCUGUCUGAUCCGCCGCUUCACCGAGGGCCGCUUUGCCCAGGUUUCGGACCCCACCGUAGGGGUGGAUUUUUUCUCCCGGCUGGUGGAGAUCGAGCCAGGAAAACGCAUCAAGCUCCAGAUCUGGGAUACUGCGGGUCAAGAGAGGUUCAGAUCCAUCACUCGCGCCUACUACAGGAACUCAGUAGGUGGUCUUCUCUUAUUUGACAUUACCAACCGCAGGUCCUUCCAGAAUGUCCAUGAGUGGUUAGAAGAGACCAAAGUACACGUUCAGCCCUACCAAAUUGUAUUUGUUCUGGUGGGUCACAAGUGUGACCUGGAUACACAGAGGCAAGUGACUCGCCACGAGGCAGAGAAACUGGCUGCUGCAUACGGCAUGAAGUACAUUGAAACGUCAGCCCGAGAUGCCAUUAAUGUGGAGAAAGCCUUCACAGACCUGACGAGAGACAUAUAUGAGCUGGUUAAAAGGGGGGAUAUUACAAUCCAGGAGGGCUGGGAAGGGGUGAAGAGUGGAUUUGUACCAAACGUGGUUCACUCUUCAGAAGAGGUUGUCAAAUCAGAGAGGAGAUGUUUGUGCUAGUCAGCCCUUUUAUUUCCAAAACAUGCUCUCGCACUUGAACUUAAAAGUGAUCAAAAUGAAUAGAAUCCUUGUGUGACUGAAGACAACUCAACAUCCAUUUUGAAUACCAAGUGAGCCUCCUUCCCAAGGGGCACUCUGACAGGCCAUGGGUGGAUGGAUGGGGGAGCCUGGGUGCUGUGACUGAGGAACUAAAUUACUGACGUGGGCCAGGCACUGUCUUGUGACACAUGCUGGGCAGUAGCUGCUCUGCGUGCCCUUUGUGGACCACAUGUCAAGGGGCUGAGACUUGAGGAGUUAGACCCCAGAAAAUAUACCUGCAGACAGGACAACUAUUUCUUGGUAUUUCAGCUCAUUCAUAGGUCACAAACAUAAAGAAAUACGUAGAGGGGAAUAAAGUAUCACACUGGGAACAAUUAGCAAAAGCAAAAAAGACUAUGAUAUCAACUUAAUCAGUGAGAAUAUCCUACACCAAAUCUGUGCUGGGUUUGAUUAAAAGGUACCAGUUAGCUUCUAAACAGCCCAUCUGUAAAAUGAGGGACAUGGACCAGCUAUUUACUAAGACCCUUUCAAGGCCUGGCGUUCUACUAAAAAUGAUGUGAAUAUGAAAAGGGAGGCUGUUUACACACUGUUUAUCACAUUUGUAUUCCCUUGUGAUUGUAUAACCAGCUGUGUGAAAGAAAUUGUCCCAUGCAAAUUACCAUGUAAGUAGGAGAGAGAAACACUGGAACCCAAACACCAUAUCCUCUUUCCCCUCUGACCAUGCCUGGGGUUUCACUGCAUUGGUGACUGCCAUCUAGAAGUAAACAACCUGUGAUCUCUUCAGGUAUCUGAAGGCAACAACCCAGGGAUUGCCUCUGGUGGCAAUCUAUAUGUGAACCUGAUGCAGUCUAUAUAGAAACUGAAAUAUAAUAACGUAAACCUAAAAUUGACACAAUGUUAUAAGCCAAUAUGACCCCAACAAAAUAUUUUUUUUGAAAAAAGAGCCCUGAGGCAAACACUUGCUCAUCAGUCCUCUACUGAGUAUCUGUUCAACAGUCACUUGAGUUACUGAUUUGAUCAUUGGAACAGGCCUGUUAGGUCUUCCCCAUUUUACAAAAGAAUAAACUAAGAGGCAGAAGACUCACUUGGCCAAGGUAAAGGUCUCCUGACUCCUAGUUCUUGUUUCACUGCAUCAUCCUGCUGUCAAAUGAAUGAACUGUUAUUAAUUUGUUUACUUUGGAAGAGAUAUAACUGUAAAUAAAUGUUCUCUACAUGUUAGGGUAUGUUUCUUUAUUGAUUACAACUCAGCUAUAAUCCUGAGAGAACCUGGGGAUGAAUCAAAAGUAAAGCCCUUUCAAGUAUUAUUGACAAGAGGGCUUGACACAAGUGAAUAAUUGCACAACUGAGAAUACAUUAGAACUGUGCAGGCUAUAAGUGUUCUUAUCACUGAAACAUACUGGACAUAUUAUUGAAAGGAACCAAAUACAGCUGGGGAGUGGGAAGGGGAAAAAUACUCACCUCACAAUAACCUUGGCCACCUGUUUGCCAUAUACCUACACUGGGCUCCUAUCUACCCUAAAGAGUCAGCUCUUAAUUCUCAGGUGAACAGACAGCUAACUACAUCAUAAAAUUGGAAUGGUUGGCUUGAGGUUCCAUUAUCUUCUUGAAGAGAGGUGAUGCUUUAAAUUAUUUUUUGGAUUGUAGCCAGUUCAGCUAGGCAAAAGCCAUACUUUUCACAGUAAGAAAACAAGUCUGAUUAGAGUCAGAUAUCUCAUAUCCAUUGUAAUAGGAAAGCCUGAGAAUGGUAAAUUGCUUUGAGAUAUAGUAUUGAACUUCAGUAUGAAUGUGACUGAAUCUGAAACUUUGGGAAUUUACUUCAGCCAGAAUAAAGAAGCCAAAUAAUGAAAAUUAUGAAAACAAACCACCUUGGACCAACCUGCAGCAUCAACUACAAGUGAACAAAUCAUCAUCUCUAUAUUCGUUUAAUAUGACCUGGCUUGGGUGGACUAAUUAAGUUGCCAGAUUUGUGGUUGUAGAAGGCAAAUAAAUGAUAAUAAAUUGGGUUAACACAAAGUUUCAUCAACUACUAUACUUAGUUAUGUUUAGAAGAUUCUGAAAGCAAGAUUAUCCAGUGGAUAAACAAGAGUUGACUGGAUUCUGUCAAUUCAAAAAAAGGAUAGAAAUGAAACUUCUCUGUGGUUUUCUUGACUAAAAUACGUUAUAUGUAUACUUUUCCCAUUCCUUCCAUUUGUUUAGGCAGGUUUAAAAAUACCAAGCAUAGAUCCAGCAGGGGCGGCUGAGCUUAAUUGCUUAAACAAAUUCUAGAAACAUUAAAAGUCAUUUUAGUAGAAUUCAGUGCUGUUGUCACUGCACUUAAGUGGGUUUUAGAAAAUAAGUGUGAAAAAACGAGGUGUUAAUACAAUACUAAGGAUAAAGCUUUAGAAGCUAUUUUACUACAUAGGUAAAGAAAAGAUAAACUAACUUGUAACUAAGACCACAACUGCAUGUUGGAUUAGAUUGUCUCAUAUUCCAGAAUAAAAUGUACUGUAUACUUUUCCUAUGUUGUGCACUGUAACGAAAUGUGAAAAAAUGUUUUCUUUAGCUGUAUGUGAAUGAAAAUUUG